Messenger RNA from Kogia breviceps (pygmy sperm whale), 2593 nucleotides. RefSeq names its product G protein-coupled receptor 153 (gene GPR153). The record is from RefSeq and is a predicted model, not a curated record. Gene Ontology annotation, cellular component: membrane. NCBI's taxonomy places the organism in Eukaryota, Metazoa, Chordata, Mammalia, Artiodactyla, Physeteridae. Gene Ontology annotation, molecular function: G protein-coupled receptor activity. Gene Ontology annotation, biological process: G protein-coupled receptor signaling pathway.
CCAUGAGUGAGGAACGGCGGCUGCCCGGCAGCGCGGUAGGCUGGCUGGCCUGCGGAGGCCUCUCCCUGCUGGCCAACGCGUGGGGCAUCCUCAGCGUGGGCGCCAAGCAGAAGUGGAAGCCCCUGGAGUUCCUGCUGUGCACGCUCGCGGCCACCCACAUGCUCAACGUGGCCGUGCCCAUCGCCACCUACGCCGUGGUCCAGCUGCGGCGCCAGCGCCCCGACUACGAAUGGAACGAGGGCCUCUGCAAGGUCUUCGUCUCCGCCUUCUACGCCCUCACCCUGGCCACCUGCUUCUCCGUCACCUCCCUCUCCUACCACCGCAUGUGGAUGGUCCGCUGGCCCGUCAACUACCGGCUAAGCAACGCCAAGAAGCAGGCGGUGCACACGGUCAUGGGCAUCUGGAUGGUGUCCUUCAUCCUGUCGGCGCUGCCCGCCGUCGGCUGGCACGACACGAGCGAGCGCUUCUACACCCACGGCUGCCACUUCAUCGUGGCCGAGAUUGGCCUGGGCUUCGGCGUCUGCUUCCUGCUGCUGGUGGGGGGCAGCGUGGCCGUGGGCGCGGUCUGCACGGCCGUCGCCCUCUUCCAGACGCUGGCGGCGCGGAUGGGGCGCCGGGCUGAGCGCCACGCCUUCACCGUGCCCACCAUCGUGGUGGAGGACGCGCAGGGCAAGCGCCGCUCCUCCAUCGACGGCUCCGAGCCCGCCAGGACCUCGCUGCAGAUCACCGGCCUGGUGGCCACCAUCGUCGUCAUAUACGACUGCCUCAUGGGCUUCCCCGUGCUGGUGGUGAGCUUCAGCAGCCUGUGGGCUGACGCCUCGGCGCCCUGGAUGGCCCUGUGUGUGCUGUGGUGCUCGGUGACCCAGGCCCUGCUGCUGCCCGUAUUCCUCUGGGCCUGCGACCGCUACCGCGCUGACCUCAAGGCUGUCUGGGAGAAGUGCAUGGCCCUCAUGGCCAACAAUGAGGACCCGGAUGGCGAAACCAGCCUGGAAGGUGGCAUGCCCCCAGACCUAGUGUUGGACCGCUCCCUGGACUACAGCUAUGCGGGUGACUUCGUGGCCCUGGACAGGACGGCCAAGUUUGAGCUCUCUGCCCUGGAGGGGGACCUGGCCCAGUUCUACCCUCUGCGGCCCUUGCAGGAGGACAAGAUGCAGUACCUGCAGGUCCCGCCCACGCGACGCUUCUCCCACGACGACGCGGACGUGUGGGCCGCCGUUCCGCUGCCCACGUUCCUACCGCGCUGGGGCUCCGGCGAGGACCUGGCCGCCCUGGUGCUGCCCGGCGGGCCCGACCGGCGCCGCGGCGGCCUGCUGGCGGAGGACGGGCCCCCCUUCCGCCCGCGCCGGCGCUCGGCCGAGAGCCUGCUGUCGCUGCGCCCCCCGGCCCUGGACGACGGCCCGCGCCUCGCCCCCGGCUCGCCCCCCGGCAGCCCGCGCCGCCGCGCCGCGCCCGGCGCCCGCUGCGCCUCGGCCUCGCUGCUGCCCGACGCCUUCGCGCUGACCGCCUUCGAGCGGGAGCCGCAGGCCCUGCGCCGCCAGCCCGCCUCGCCCGGGCCCUUCGCCGCCCGCGCCCUUACCCGCGACGGCGCCCAGCCCGGCGGGGACGCGGCGCCCCCUGGCGGCGGCGGCGCGCAACGGGGCCCCGGGCCGCGCCCGGCCGCACACGCGCGUCCCAGGACCCUGCGGACCGGCCUGAGCGCGUCGUGGGGCGAACCCGGGGGCCUGCGCGCGGCGGGCGGCGGCGGCGGCGGCACCAGCAGCUUCCUGAGCUCGCCCUCGGAGUCGUCGGGCUACGUCACGCUGCACUCGGACUCGAUGGGUUCGGCGUCUUAGGGCCCGCCGGCGCCUCCCCAAGUCUCCAGGCGGGCCGGGCCACCCACGGGGCCAAAGCACCAAAGAUGCCAUCCUAACCUGGCCCAGGCUCGGGGCAGGCUACGCUGAGACCGCCGGCGGCGCCCGCCUGGACUUGCGCUAGCCCUGACGGGGCGGCGGCUGUGUGCCUCCCGGGAAGCGGCCAUUGCCUGGAGGGGCAACGCCCGCCCUGGACGAGCACACCGGGCACGGAGCAGCCUCUGGGCAGGGCAUCUCCGGGCAGAGUGAGGCUGGGGCUUGGGAAAAGGCGGGCUCCGCACGGGGCAGCUGGGCUGGGGGCGUAGGGUGGGUGGGGGGAGCCCAGAGGCGGGGCUACCGCCCGACGGAACAAAGCCCACCCUGCAGGAGCCACCAGACUGCACCCGGCUUCCCACUGCACCGUCACUGUCACACCGCAGGGGGUGAGGUACAGAGGGUCUGUAAGCACAGGGGUCUUCAGAGCCCAAGCCAAGUUCUCUGAGCAGGUCUCCCUGCUGACUUGUUCCGCCUUGGUUUCCGCAUCUGUGAUGAGCAGGUGUCCAUGUUAACUCUCAGGACUGUUUGGACAAGAGUCUCCUGGUCUGUGUGCCGCCCUGGCCGCCACCGAGUGGGCAGGGAGUAAGAGUGGUGGAGGACCCUCCAUGCGUCCUUUGUGGGAGUCAGUUUUCAGGGGCCUGGCGUGGCCCCCGAGCCUGAGGCCUCCCACACUUAGUGCCCCUGGCCCCCUUGAGAAGCCUCCCCAG